AAAACUAUUCAUAAGCCCAAAACAAAAUGAAAGUGCCAGCAAAGGACUCAAAAUAUUCCAUAAAUUUGAAGAUUUUUAAGCUGCACAACUACAGUACCGCUCCCAAAAUGGGCACCAGCUGCAGCAGCUGCAGCAGCAGUAGCAGCAACAGUUGCAGCAACAAUGGUGGCGAUAAGAAAUCGCCCUCCCCCACCGGCGUCAAACCGCCUGCCAUACUAACCAAACGAAACUCUUGGCGUGCUUCAUGGAAAUUUUCAGCAGCAAAGCAACAACAAAAACAGCAACAGCAACAAUCUGAAUCUUCUGACUGCGCCAUCAAUGGCACGAGUCAUAGUGAGCAAGAUAAUUCGACCACUGAGCAUGAUGCUGAUAGUAAAAACAAGCGUUUGAAUAGUUUGAAUGGCAACAAUGAGUCAGCAUGCGUGGCGGACAAAAGAACACAACAUUGGGCGGAUGUCUUGGAUCGCAUCGCAGUUCAAAGUGCGGAAAGCAGUAAAGGGUCCUCAUCGUCGCAGCAACAGCAGAUGCACGAGACUGAUGAAUUUAUGUCAAUGCCAUGGUUCGGCAUGGAUAUUGGUGGCACACUUACAAAGCUAGUCUACUUCGAGCCAAAGGAUAUAACACCCGAUGAACAGGAUCAAGAGGCUGAAAUUUUAAGAAAUAUACGCCGAUACUUAACUAAAAAUUCUGCCUAUGGCAAAACCGGGCAUCGUGAUACACAUCUACAGAUGGACAAUGUUGAAAUACGUAAACGCCGUGGCUCACUGCAUUUCAUCCGCUUCCAAACCACUGACAUGGGCAAUUUCCUCAUAUUGGCCAAGCAAAAGGGCAUGGCCGAAUUGGUGACCACCGUUUGUGCUACUGGUGGUGGUGCAUUCAAAUUUGAAAAUGAAUUCCGGCAGCAAGUCAAUAUGAAACUUGCCAAAUUCGAUGAACUCGAUACGCUCAUCAAAGGCAUACUUUUUGCAGAGGUGCAAAAUCCCACAGAGUGCUAUUUUUAUGAGAAUGCGCGUGAUAUUAUGAAGAGCGAGAAGCGUGCUUUUGAUUUCUCCAAGCCGUACCCAUUCAUUUUGGUAAAUGUCGGCUCAGGUGUGUCGAUACUGGCUGUCUACGGUCCGGACAAUUAUAAGCGUGUUUCAGGCACAAGCUUGGGUGGCGGUACAUUCCUUGGCCUCUGUUGUUUGCUAACUGGCUGCAAUUCAUUUGAGGAGGCCAUACAACUUGCAACCAAAGGAGACAAUCGUAAAGUAGAUAAAUUAGUGCGUGAUAUCUAUGGCGGCGAUUAUGAUCGUUUCGGUUUGACUGGUGAUUUGGUGGCGUCAAGUUUUGGCCAAAUGCAUAUUAAGGAUAAACGCUCAUCGGUGUCGCGAGAGGACUUGGCUAAUGCAACAUUGGUAACAAUUACCAACAAUAUUGGCUCAAUUGCACGAAUGUGUGCCUUGAAUGAGAAAAUGGAUAAGGUCGUCUUUGUCGGCAACUUCUUGCGCGUCAAUCCCAUUUCAAUGAAGUUACUCGCCUAUGCCAUGGAGUUCUGGUCCAAUGGCACACUGAAAGCACUCUUCCUAGAACAUGAAGGUUACUUUGGUGCAUUGGGUUGUCUCUUGCAAUUUAAUGGCGAAAUUGCAGCCGCACUCAAUGAAACAACUGAAACAACACAGAAGCCCGAACAUACGACAACCACAUCGGCGACAGCUGAAACACUAUCUAACAUUACAAAUUCCACAACUUCGCCAACCAGUCCUAACAAUAGUGAUAGUUGAAGUACAGGGACUAGUGCUUAAAAUGUGUAAUGUGCAUAGUUCUUAGCUCAAAGAAGUAAAUAAAAAUAUGUAAAUGUAUGUAAUAAUAAGAAACAAUAAUAGUUACAAUGUGCUUGUAAAGUGAAGUAAACUACUAACUAAAAAGACACAAGAAAGCAAAAUCAAAAUUAUAAUAUUUAAAUAAUACAUUUUUUAUGUGUUAUAUAUAAGAAGGCAAAAGUAUGUAUGUA
Molecule: messenger RNA, 1990 nt
Organism: Rhagoletis pomonella (apple maggot)
Lineage: Eukaryota; Metazoa; Arthropoda; Insecta; Diptera; Tephritidae
Product: pantothenate kinase 3-like
Exons: 8
Coding region: 27-1760 (577 amino acids)
Biological process (GO): coenzyme A biosynthetic process
Cellular component (GO): cytosol; nucleus
Molecular function (GO): pantothenate kinase activity; ATP binding
Source: RefSeq, a predicted model, not a curated record